AUGGUCGAAAAGUUCGGCAUAUUUCUGCUGUUCCUAGCGACUACCGUAUCCACUGUGCCGGAUUGCCGACAUGGGGCAUGCGAUGCGCUAACUUGUGAAGCGGGAUGGACUGCGCUGAACCGGACGAGGAGCUGUUUCAAGCUGAUCAGAAAUGUCGAUAUCUCGAAAGCGAAUGCAGAAUGCGGACUCUACGGUGCAACGGUGGCUUCGGUCGGGAACGCGGAGGAAAAUAAGGAUAUCCUAGAAUUCGGAAUUAUUUCCCAAGUGAAGAAAAGUGAGGCCUACUUCCUCGGCGCCAAGAAGAAGGGCAGCGGGCCUUUGGGAUUUGAAUGGAUUGAUGGGAAAAGGUUCAACUAUACGAACUGGAAGAAGGGAGAGCCGAGCGACAAACACAAUGGAAAAUCGGAAGAAUGCAUUGAGAUGUUCGUGCGGUACUGGAAGUUCGACCCAACGAAAAGUUUGGAGCAGAAUAUGGAAGCGACUGACGCCGGGAAGUGGAACGAUCUGACGUGCGGCUGGAGUCCGAGAGUUUUCGCGUGUCGUAAGGACCAGCGUCCCGAAAUCCAGGGACCCAGUAAAUAUCCCCCAGAAGAGCCGAGCGUUAUCACAACUGUGAGCAAGCCAAAGGGUCCUCCUUGCGAAGCUGGAUGGCUGUGGACGAAUACGACGGAAAAAUGCUACAAGUUCCUAAGCCAAAGCACCCUGAACCAAUCGAUAGCACAAUGCGGGAAAAUGGACGCGUCGGUGGCAAUGAUUCGUUCGGCUGCCGAGAAUCAGGCUCUGAUUGAUCUCUGGCAAACCAACUACAAUGCAACUGUUAAAUGCUUCCUCGGAGCUCGCCGGUUCGGGAAAGGCAAGCUCGAUUUUCGCUGGCUCGAUGGCACCAACCUCACCUACAACAACAUACAUCAGCCUUAUAUUGGGGAAACUGAAGAUUGUCUAGAGCUCUUUAUCGGAGACGCCUUUGGCAUCGCCAGCAUCUGGAACGAUGUCUCCUGCGAAGCCCAAGAACAAGUCGGCGUUUGCGAGAAGAAGAAGCUGCAUUCCACUUCG
Messenger RNA from Mesorhabditis spiculigera, 1053 nucleotides. The record is from the annotation of a GenBank genome assembly. Lineage: Eukaryota; Metazoa; Nematoda; Chromadorea; Rhabditida; Rhabditidae.